AUGAUUAGCAAGGACUCAUUUAACAAUGCAUCUACGUCCGUAGAGCUGUCAUGUAUCCCAGAGGAUACUACUGGUCUUGAGCGCAUCAUGCUUGCAGCUCAAGGGGACCUGCAGCGACUGAUGAGCACAUUCUUUUCUCGGCCCAUAUUUAUUGAGCUCGUAUAUGCCAAUGGCUCACCGCGGCUGCAACCAGCCUCUCCCGAGCACCCCAUAACCCAAUCGCGACAAGUACAUCUUAUGUGUGCUUCGCGAAUCGUCUGCACCGCUACAUCAAAGGUUACCAUCACCCACCCCGACUUCGAACGUCUAUUUCUAGACGAGAAAUUCCCCAUUGGUCAGACAUUCCGCAAGAUGCAUCGCACACCACAAUUUUCUCUCAUCGACGCCCAGACGCAGAUCGUCGGUGGCAAGCGGGAACUCCGCAGAACGUAUACGCUUUCGACGGAAGGUUUCCUAUGUGAAAUCCUCGAAGUGUUUCCCGACAGGGACAUGUUCGUUCGCGGACAGGCAUGGCUCACUGAGAGCAAGCUUGAGAUUGAACAAAGCUGCACGGUGGAGAGCAAGCCUAGCGAACCCUGGUUGCCUGUCAGCAAGGGUAAAACUCUCCCCUGGGGCUUCGAUUGCUCAUAUGGCUUGCAGCCUUCACCAUUGGUAUACUAUCACGACAUUUGGUUUGUUUCGCUAUACUUGCUCUUGCUAUACCUUAUAUAG
Suillus bovinus is the source of this 711-nucleotide messenger RNA. RefSeq lists its product as uncharacterized. The transcript is spliced from 3 exons. Bases 1 to 711 code for a protein of 236 amino acids. Lineage: Eukaryota; Fungi; Basidiomycota; Agaricomycetes; Boletales; Suillaceae. The record is from RefSeq and is a predicted model, not a curated record.